AUGAGAACGGACGCUGGUUUUAGUGUAGAAGCCAUCGUUCCCUACUUGGUAUCUGUAGGUAUGGAUAUGUUACAGUGACGAGUGGACUAUGUUCCUGCUACUCCCUACAUACGAAGUGAAUAAACAUAAUAAAAAUGUAUAAAAUACUUUGUUGUUAACAUUUAUAUACAAUUUAUUUUGUUUUACUAUUAUACAGAAAAACCACAACGAUAAAAUAAUAAUAUUAAUACAAUUUUAAGUUUUAAGUUUAUUUCCCAGGUACAAACCUAUAGAAAUUAAUAACUCAAUCUUAAUUUUGUGUAAUAAUAAUAAACAACAAAAGCGUUCCUGGGUUGAUUAAAUGUAGUGGUACACAAAAAUUUACGAAAAAAUGAAAGCAGUUUCCGUCCGCGUGCAAUCGCUCCUUAUCCGAGCACUGUAUAUAAUAUAUAAUGCUAAUUCAUCGCAAAAACGAAGAUUCCUUGAAUCAUUUGGGUUUUGAAACAGAAAAAAUAACGCUUCUAAAAAAACUUAAGGACUUAACUUUUGUUUUAUCACCAAGGCACUAACAGUACAAUUUAAAAUGAACCUCAUACUAUAUUUUCAAGCAUUUAUGUUUGGUCAAACCAUUUUAUUCAUAAAAUACCUACCAAAUAAAAACUAAAAACUAGAAAAUAUAAAAUAUCUUUAAAUAGCUCGAAUAUCUAUAUAAGGUAACUUGUUGAUACCCAACCUAACCUUACCUAAUCGAUAAUCUGAUCUAGAAAAAAACCAAAUCGAAAAAAUUCAGAAUAACGAAAUCGUUAACGCUGUAAAUUUGUCAGUUUUUUUUUUAGGUUUUUCCCAAUUAUUAUAAAAACCGUUUAAAUACAAAAACCUUUUUAGUGCUUCAAAAUGCAACAAAAAAUAUUUCUUGUAACUUUUUGAUUGGUACAAGAUUUCGGGUAAAAAAUUAUUAUAGGUUCAAUUUUAUCCGAGUAAAUAUUAUAUUAAAUUCAAGUGGGUUAUAUGGUUGAUUCACAGCUUCGGGGAACCUUUGCUUGGCAUUAGCUAGAUAAGCUUUGGAACCGUUUAAAAUUUUCACACACAUUUACACAAGUAAUCAUCGUCAUUAAACAUCUAAAUUAAAAGUGCAUAAUUAUAAUAUUAUGUAUUUGGGAAACAGUGUUGUUUGGACGGCUAAAUCAGCAAAGUCUGUAAAGAAAAACUACUAAAGCAUUUAAAUUUAUUCGGUCCGUGAUCGAAUAAAAAUAAUAAACCAUACAGUCAACUGCAAUAUCAAAGCUUUAGAAUAUUAUCGUUAUCCGAAUUGAGUACAAACUUAUGAUGAUUAUAUAGCUUUGUAUAUAUAUACGAAGCAACAAAAAUUGAUUUUGCUUAAAACAGGUGUACCGUAAAGAUUGUAUAAGCCUUUUCAACAGUUUUCGAGACAAUUCUCAAAAAAGUUUAAUAAGUUUCUUCUAUAUAUGUUCCAGAAGUUCAAUUAUAGAAGGGUACAGCGAGUUGCAUAUUUAAAACCGUAUGAAACCCUUAAAAUUAAAUUAUUACAUUUAGUAUGCACAUAAUAUUAUUUUCGUGAUAACAAAUUUAUAAAAUUUUUAAAUGACUCUAUCUGCAGUAAACUCUAUCCAAUAGAGUAGCUCUAUGUGUCGUAUCAGCUAUCAAAAACUUGUUUGAGAUUGAUAAAUUUGUAAAAAUUCAAUAUUUAGGAGUCUAUGAAAAACAGAAAAAUUUGACGAGACAAAUCAAAAAUAAGGAUAAAUGUAAACUGUUAUAAUAAAUAAAUUAUUAUAUUAAAAAUAUAAUAUUUUACAAAUUCUAAUAAAACUGAUAAUAAUAAUAUAUAAUAUUACCUAACAUAGACAAAUCACUAUAAAAUUUAAAACUAAACAAAUCAUAAUUAAAAACACUUUCAGUUAGUAAAAAGACGUCGUAGGAUAAUGGGGACGAGUGAAAUCACUGAUAAAGAUAAUUUAAUGUAUACCUGCAAGCAACAAUAAACCAUUGCAUACAAAAAAAACGAUUCUUAGAGGAAUUCAGUUAAUAGUGAUGCUUUGUCAACAAUAUAUAUGUCAUAUUAUAGUAAAAUAAUUAAAUAAGCUUUCUAUAUUUUCUUUAAUAAUAUUUGUUUAAUGUUGUACCAAAUUUUCCAGUUUUCCUACGUUUUUCUCGGUUUUUCCAUGUUUAUCCUGGUUUUUCACAUUUGCCUAGAAAGCUCAUGUGAAAAUCGAAAAAUGACCUACCUAAAGUACCUCACUAGUGAAAUUUCUUUUUAGAAACAUUGCUAUUAUUAAAAAUCGGAUUUUCAAAUUUCAAAUUUGAUAAGAAAACCCCUUAGAAAAUCGAAUUAUGACCUCCUUAAAGUACCUCCUCACGCUGAUUUUCUUUCAGAAAAGGUGCUAUACGUAGAAAUUCGAGUAAGUAUUUUGGUAGAAAAGUUGCGCAUAUAUAAAAAAAAAGUAAAUAAAUACGCAUCCUAAGCUAACGAAAGCUUAAAUUGAUAGCUACAGAUAUUUUAAUACGUUUUGUAGUGUUUAAUACAUAGUACGUUAUUCUUUGAUAUUAUUUAAAUGUGAUAAAUAAUAUUAUAGGCUGUGGUGACGGACUAAAUAACAAAUUAUAUCCUUUUAUUCAUAUAUGGCGACAUUUGUUGGAUUAGAAUAACUAAAUGUAUUUUAUUUGUAUUAAUAUUUAAUAAAUUAUAUAAAUUAUGAUAGGUAAGUAAGUAGGUACCAUUACUAUACAGUAAAUUAGUAUAUCUACAUUUUUUAAAUUCAUAACAAAGGAUUCUCCAAUCAAAAUUUCACUGUUUGUUACGUACUCAAUAAAUAGUCACACUUAAUAGUAAAACAAACUAGGUAGGUAUAUUGUUAUUAUGUACUGGGUUAUAACUUUAAAAAAUAGUAAUGAAAAUAAAAUACAGUAAGUUAGGUUUGGUUAAUUAUGAUUCAUAAGUUACAUUAAGAAAAUAAAAACAAAAUAGGUUUUAUGUCAAUAAAAUAAAAAAUUUACGGUAUUUAGGUACCAAUCAAAUUUCUUUUUAGAAAUGUCUAUUUAAAUUUAGAACUUACCUAUUAGCGCAAGUUCUGGUUCAUAUAUCUGUGUAAUAUUUUUAACAAUAACUAUCUAUCAGUCUUGAUCACUAAGGUAAUUUUAAAAAGAUAGAUCUAACAGUUAUCAUAAUAUAAAAGUUUAUGAUAAGACCCACGGGCCUCGAUUAAAUGGUUUUACGUUCGCUUUAAGGAAUUAUACGUACGGAAAGUAUAUUUCCAGUAUACCUAUUUAUUGGUAUUAUUAACCUAACCUAACCUAACCUUACCUAAUUUUACAUCUAUGACUAGAGACUGGAACUAAAUCACCUAUUAGGAAUGUUUUAGUUAACAGUUCAAAUGAAAAAUAAUUAAUGUAUUAUAACUACGGUUAACCACGAGUUAAUGAUAUUAAUGAUCGCCAGAAUGUUUUAAACAUUUUAUUUCGUCCAGAAAAAAUCAAUAUUAGAAAAAAAAAAAAAAGAAAAAAAAGAAUACAAUCGAAAAUAAUGAAACCGUAAUUGUCUUUCACUUUCCCAAGUUUUCCCAAUUAGUAUAAAAACUGCUUAGAAAAUAAAAAAAAUAAUUUCUUGAAAGUAUAAACUAGAUCCGAAAUUCUACAUUGAAGCUCAAUUGUUGUUUUUUGAUUGGCACAAGAUUAUUGGUCUCUUCCUUCAUCUUAUCUAUUGCUUCUUGGUACUUACCUAUCAUAUUAAAACCAUAUUAAUAUAAAAGUAGAUUGAACUGUACGUAUACUGUAUAUUAUAUUUUAAGUAACCUUUAAAUUAGCUUCAGAUCCGAUACUGUGCUAUACGUAGCAGUUUGUUUUUAGAGACCUAUUUUACCAGUACAAGUUAACUGUGAGUCUGAGAACCCCUUGAGUCACCCCUUAUAUCCGACACUAGAUCAUAUUCUACCAAAAUCGUUUAGAAUAGACGAUAUUAACAGAUUUAACACAAUUAAUAAUAAUCACAAUAAUUGGUCUUAAUUAUCAGUAGAGCAAAUAUUUAUAUUUUUUUUAUUUCUCAGUUUACAUAUUGACUUUUAGAAGAAAAAGGUUAGUUAUACCGUAUUUUAAAAUUUCCUCAAAAUAAUUUCAACUCAACAUUGUUAUCUACUCGUAGACAAUAUUUUAAUUUGAUUCAUUCAAAAACGCGCACGGAUAUUGUAGCUACUAUAUAACAACUUAUAAUAUACUAGUGAGAAAUUCGAAACAUGAGCUCCUUUUGAAAGUAUGUAUCAUUCUUAUAAUAUUGUCUGUUAUUUAUAUAUAUAUGAUAUAUUUGUAUACAAGCUUUUACUACAUAGAUAUAUAUGUAUAUAUAUAUAUAAACAAAAAAACAAUAAAAUAAUACACAUCGUAGAGUAAAACCACGACGUGUAAGACAAUAAAAAUCUAAAAGAGAAAAUGUGUUUUCGGAAAUAAUAAGACAAAAUUGAAAAAAUGAUAAUAUUUUUGAAUAGAAGAUAAUAGGAAAAAGCAUGCAUGCAGUAGCGUCGAUAUCGGGUUUUCAUUAUCUGAAUAUAAUAUAGUUUGAAUUCGCUUUUCGUAUAGUAUUACAAUAAUAUUAUUUUAUUAUAUUUUUAAUUUAAUUUUAGUUAUAUUUCAUGACAAUCGGCAGUUAACAAUAGAAUAUAUAUAUAUAUAUAUAUAUGUAGGUAAUAACAAUUUAAUAACAGUAACAAGCAAUAACAAAGCUAUACAAUAAAAAAAAAAAAAAAAACGUACAAAUGGUAUUAGUAGCCAUAGAACGCAGCUAAAACAACUAGAGUACAUUUGGAUUAUUAACACAGAGCAUUCUGUGUUGUGGAUUAUUGAACCCAUAGACAGGCGGGGGACAUGAAACUGGCUAGGUUUUGUAUUCUAUGGGUAGGAACUUUGAAUGGAAUUUCAGCAAAUUAGUAUACCAGUAAAUUUGGAGCGUUUAAGGUUCCAUUUAAAAGAGAAGUUAAAAAGUGUUCAUUCAUAUCGGCGCGGCGAGAAGAGAGGGAUGGGAUGUUAAACAUACUACGUAGUCGAAAAUAGUCAUGGGGAGCCACAUAAGUCAAUUACACAGGAUGAUACCUCACCUAAUAUUACAAAUUGCUUUCUACCUGUGAUGUAAGAUUUGAACCAUCCAAGCAAUGGGCAUCCAAGACCUAGAACUCUAAUUCAUAAAUAAGUAGCUCGUAGUUGACUGUAUCAAAUGCCUUUAUGAAAUCAGUGAUAAUAACGUCUAUUUGAGAAUCAGACUCAAUAUUUUAAACAAAGUAAGAUAGAAAGGAAACACCAUUUGUGCAAAUAGAUUUACCUGGCCUGAAUUCAUGCUACUCAUCAAUCAAUAUAUGAUUAAGGCUACGUCUAAUGCUCUGAUAAACGAAAGAUUCAAAUAUCUUGGCACUAUGUGAGAUAUGGAUUUCGGUUUAUAAUUAGUGACAUCAGAAGUAUCACCGGAUUUCAAAAUAGGUUUUACAAAACAGAUUUUUCAGAUAUUAAGGAACGUAUCUUCAUCUAAAGACUUUCUAAACAGUAGGAAAAACAGAGAAAAACUAGGCAAAUGGCAGUUGAAGAGAAAAAGAGCCGGGAUUGCAUCUGGACCUGUCUUGGUCUUACUACAUAAGGUUGAUAGCGCGGAUAGAAUAGCCUCCGGAAAGAUGCAGCAAUUUGAAGUGAGAUCAAAAGGCAGACUAUUAGGGCUAUGUGAUUGGGGCAGGUUAGGGGUAAAACAACAGAAAACUGAUUUAAAGUAGUUAGAGAAUAGGUUAGCAGAUUCGGAUGGGUUAUUUGACGAUUGAUCGCCAAAACAUACAAAAACUGAAAUUUCAGGAUGUUGUUUAAGAUCACGUGUCCUCCACGGAUAAAUAAACUUGAGUUUGUGUUCCUGUCAAAUCUGAAAAUAUGGAACCCAACGAAACCUAGUUCAGCGUUACUUAUAUCUGGAGUGAGCCAAGUUUCAGUUAAUAUGAUAAUAUUGAAUUUUUUUUCCCCUUUUUACCUAUACAAAGAAACAAAAAAUGCAUUUGGGGUGUACCAGAUUCCUAAACCAUCGCUCGCUCUGAUUAUUUUAAUCGCAAAAUACCCCGCGAUUUGUUGUGUAAACUAUUUUCUAUCAGAUAUCUUGUUCUGAUAUAUCAAGUUUAGCUUAUUUUUUGAAAGGAAAUUUUAUCUACAUAGCACACUAAAGAGAUCAUUUUUUGAUUUUUCAAGCGGUUUUUAUAAUAAAUGGAAAAAAUACGAAUAUAUUAGGUAAAUAUUACGAUAUCAAAUAUUACUUUUUUUUUUUAAACGAUAGCACUUUUUUUGAGAGGAAAUCUGACUGAGAAAAUACUUUAGAGAGGUUAUUUUUCGAUUUUCUCAAGAUAUUUCCUAGCAAAAAAACUGUGAACAAAUGGGAAAACUGGAAAAACGGGAAAAUCAGUACAUUAUUAAACAAAUAUUAAUAAAAACAAAUAUGUAAUACCAAUUUAAUUAUGUUACCAUAAUAUGAUAAAUAUAUUGUUGACAAAGCAUCACUAUCAACUGAACUCCACUCAGAAUCGUAUUUUCGUUAGCAAUGGUUUAUCGUUAUUUAUAGAUAUACAUUAAAUUCUCUUCUGCAUCUUACCUUCCCAACUUUCCACCUACAACAGUGGCUGCACCCGUGUAAGUAUAUCCGUCUAUUUCUAAAUAGUUUUACAAUUACAAUUCUAUUUAAAUCUCUAAAUUAAUAUUCCAUACAAUAAUAAUAAUAAAAUAAUCACACGAUGAAUAAUUGUUGGACGAUAGUCACUAGGAAUUAUCUAUUAUGAUAAAGUUGCACGAUGAAAUUUUUAGGCGAUGAAGUGGCAUACGAUGAAAUGUCGUUGAUGAACUGUCGCUUAGUAAACUUGUCUUAUGAUAAAGUGUCUGUAAAACAAUCCCGCCUUUUUUCCCCCUAUGUAGGUAACCGAUAUUUAGAUAAAAUAUUAUUUGUUUCACUCGAAUGGUUAUUUAUGGGUUCAAGGUUUUCCAAUAUAUCAUCAACACCCCUUUUUUUUAACUUUAGAAUAUAUUUUAAGGUUCUCCUAUUAUAAAAAAUAAGAAUUAUUUUUAUUUUCAGACUGAAGAAAAUUAACCAUCCAGUUAAAUAAAAUAAUAUUUUAUAAUUCUACUUUUAGAUACUGAGUGAAGCGAACUAUAAAUUUUACUAUGGUGAAGUUUUUUUUUGUGUCUGCAAACAAUUUAUCGAAUAGAAAUUUCGCUUCAAUUGAAAAAUGUAUAAGACAUUUUUUGUAUUAUUUUUGAGAUGUCAGCUGACUAGUGCACUGAGGAUGUCAGUUUUUGAUUUUUUUAAGAACAUAUUUGUUUAGGGCAUGUUUUAAUCAGUUUCAGUGCUCAAUAUUUGAUAGAUUUAUAGAGUAUAUAAAUCUAUGGCCUAUUUAUAAAUUAUUGUAUAAGUAAUAAAUUUAUUAUUUUAAACAUAUUGCAUGUGGUUACUACGAGAAGUAACUGUUAUAUUAUUAUCCAAUACGACCCAACCAUCGAUCUGCCGGACGAACCUAGAGUAAUCGAGAGUUUUUUUCGAAAAGCGACUCUUUCAUUUUUUUUUCUUUUUCGUACACGAAUUAAACGAUAUACUCGUAUACGACUUUUACGCACAUUGACACGGAUUCGGAACUGAAUGCAUUACUAUUAUAUACGAGUAUCCCGUCGUCAUCGACGACACAAAAGAAUACCCCACCAUUUUAUCGUUUAGAUAUUUUCCUUUCUGAUAGAGUUCGCUUCUAUAAUACACGGUACAGUUCUAUAUAUAUAAAAUGGCCGUAUGACAUUAUACUUCGACUCUCUCUUUCUAUCGUGUCUUAUAUUUUUUUCGUCCAAACAAAACGAAAGUCCACCAAGAAAAAAAAUCCUAUAAUAAUACGUUUUUUUCCUUCCUAUUAUUAUAAUAAUCAAAUAUAAUCGGAACUUACCGUUUACUAUAGCAUACUCAUUCUUCACGCGUCCAUUCACAAACGUUUCGUCCGUAAAUAAUUAAUGAAUUUAUACUAUGCUUACCUAUAUUCAAUAUAAAUAUACACAUAACCUGCAAAUGACGUCGUCGUUCUCUUACAAUCCGAUUAUAUUAUUGUAUAGUUAUCACGCCGAUAUAUACAGAGUGAUUUUUUUUUUUUAUCAUGAACCAGCAAUUAUCUCGGAGAAUUUUAAGUGAAUUUUAUUUCUGUUUUUUCUAAUCAUUAUGGAAUCAUUUAAGCUUUAUUUUAAAACCAUUAUUAAGUUUUUAACCCUACUCCAUAUACCUUAAAUAGGUAUAUUCUUUUGCUUCUCAAAUAGGAUUCCUCCCUCAUUUUGAACACAUAUUUGAAUAAAGAAUAUUUUUUAAGAGAUUUUGAUAUGCAUAAUACUAAUAUUAGAUUUAUCGUUUAUGAGUUAUAACAGUUUAAAGUUUAGACGGAAGAUUAGGGAAGGAUAAAAUAAACGCAACUUAUUUAAGGUAUAUGGAGUAGAGAUAAAAUAUUAAAAAUGAUUUUCAAAUAAAGCUUAAACCAUUCCAUAAUGAUUAGAAAAAACAAAAAUCAAAUUCAUUUAAAAUCCUCCGAGAUAAUUGCUAGUUCAUGAUAAAAAAUCGCUCUGUAUAAGCGUGUUAUUUAAUUUUCAAUCGAUAAGAAAGAAGAAAGAAUACGAAUAAAGAAAGAGAAAAAACCAAUGAACGUGAAAUCACGAAUUAAAAUCGUAUUCCCCCCUUGUUAUUAUUAUCUUCUGCACAUACAUAUUAUACUCAAUAUAUUAUAAAAAUCCCGUAAAAAUUUCAACAGACUUUCACGCACUUUAUGCAUAUUGUAUGUGUAUUUUUUAAAAAAAAAAAAACUUGUACUGAUGCAUAAAUUGUAGCAUCUAUUUUCAAAGGAAAUUGUAUCUAGUUAGUAUAUUAGACAGGUACUAGUAUUUUGAUUUUUCAGUGGGUUACAAAAUAAUUAGGAAAAACCAGAAAAAUACAUGUAUUAUCUAUAGUAGUAAAGAAAUCAAAACACAGAUACAUUUAUAUAUUAUAAAUUAUGAAAUUACACUAAUAACUACAACUAUAAAAGUGGAUUGAGAAAUAAUAUCCUUCUUAAGAUUCGCUGACGAUAUUACACUCCUAGCUAACAAUGAGCAUGAUUUGGAAAGAGCACUGGAAGAAAUGGCGAGAUGCUUCCACAAAUAUCAGCUGAUUAUCAACUGGCAAAAAACUAAAGUUAUGAUGUGCCAAAAAUCAGACAGAAUCCGGAGAAUUAAUAUCCAAACAGGGAAUCAGCUGCUUGAACAAGUGGAACAUUUUAGAUACCUAGGCAAUCUAAUCAACCAAGAUGGAAGAUGUGCCAUGGAAAUAAGAUCCAGAAUCGCACAGGCGAAGUCAGCAUUUAUGAAUAAGAAAAAUUUGUUAUGCUCCAAUAGCAUGAGUAUUGGAGUGAGGAAACGCUUCAUUAAAGUGUAUGUAUGGAGUGUGGCACUAUAUGGCUNGGAACAUUUUAGAUACCUAGGCAGUCUAAUCAACCAAGAUGGAAGAUGUGUCAUGGAAAUAAGAUCCAGAAUCGCACAGGCGAAGUCAGUAUUUAUGAAUAAGAAAAAUUUGUUAUGCUCCAAUAGCAUGAGUAUUAGAAUGAGGAAAUGCUUCAUUAAAGUGUAUAUAAGGAGUGUGGCAUUAUAUGGCUGCGAAACAUGGAUUCUGAAUAAGGCAGAACAACGAACACUCGAAAGCUUUGAAAUGUGGUGUUGAAGAAGGAUGCUGAGAGUGAGUUGGAUAGAACACCGUACCAACGAAAGCAUACUUAGUGAAAUAGAUGAAAGCAAAGAGAUUCUCAAAACCAUCAGAGCAAGACGAUGGAACAUGAUUAGGCACAUAUUGAGGCACGAAAAUGAGCUAAUCUACAGAAUAAUAGAAGGGAAAAUGGAAGGCAAAAGGGGCCAAGGGCGUCCAAGAACUUCAUUUGUCAAACAAAUGAUUUCCGAUACUAGACUAUCAAGCUACGCCGAACUGAAGAGGUUAGCUGGGAACAGGGAAGAGUGGAGAGCGCAUGUCCAACUGCAAAACCAACCUUAA
This is a messenger RNA of Cinara cedri, 10027 nucleotides long. The record is from the annotation of a GenBank genome assembly. Lineage: Eukaryota; Metazoa; Arthropoda; Insecta; Hemiptera; Aphididae.